AUGGCCGCCAAGGCCGCGCGGUACACCAUCAUUUUUGUUCCAUUUCCAGCGCAGGGCCAUGUCACCCCGACGCUGCGCCUGGCGCGCACCCUCGUGGACCAUGGGGACGUCUCAGUCACCGUUGCCGUACCCGACUUCAUCCAUUGCCGCAUGGCCCAGCUGUCCAUCCCAGGGGUGGCUCUCGUCUCCAUACCCAGCGGCAUCCAAGAUGACGGCAACGGUGAGCCCCCAGGACCCCCAAGCUUCCUGCACGCCCUAGAGCACUACAUGCCGGCUCAACUGGAGGGCAUGCUGACGACAGAGCGCGGCAUAGUAGGGGCCCGCCGUGUAUCGUGCCUGGUUGUCGACCUCUUGGCGUCAUGGGCAAUAACCGUGGCUGCGCGCCUCGGCCUGCCGGUGGUCGGCUUCUGGGUGGGGAUGUCGGCAACCUACCGCACCGUGGCGGUGAUCCCGGAGCUUAUGGACAAGGGUCUCAUUUCAGAAUCUGGUACCAUAGUAUCACCUGACCAAAUCGACAGUGGCCAUUGCAACAUACACCAGAACAUUGCAGAUCUCCACAUAUUGCCUGCAAAGUUAAAACUGAGAUUCAAAGAUCUUCCGUGGCUCAUUAGCAGUAGCGCAGUAUCCCAGAAAUCAAGAUUAGCCUUCUGGUUACAAACAGUGAAUCGUGCGAAAACCAUCCGCUCCAUCCUUGUCAACUCCAUCAAUGGUGAGGGUGGCGACUCUGAGUUGUAUGAUCCACCACAGGGUCAGGAAAUCCUACCCGUUGGCCCGCUAUUGUUCAAUGAUGACUCGAAGAAGACGACUGCAAUGUGGCAGGUUGACCAGACUUGCAUUGGUUGGUUAGACAAGCAGAGUGUUGGUUCAGUGAUCUAUGUAUCAUUCGGAAGCUGGGCUGCACCUAUGGAACCUGAGAAAAUAAGCGGAUUUGCGCAUGGUUUGGAGGCCUCGGGCCGCCCAUUCUUGUGGGCUCUCAAGAACCACCCAUCAUGGAGAGCAGGCCUCCCUGACCGGUACAUGGAGAAGGUCGCCUGCCAUGGCAAGAUUGUUUCAUGGGCACCACAGGAUGACAUUCUUAAGCACAAGGCAGUGGGGUGCUAUAUCACGCACUGUGGCUGGAACUCAGUGCUGGAAGCUGUACGCCAUGGGGUUCGCAUGAUAUGCUACCCAAUCUCUUCGGACCAUUUCAUCAACUGCGCAUACAUAGUUCACAUGUGGGAGGUUGGGAUUGCGCUGGAUAGCAGUGACCAGAGCAAUGUGAAAGAUUGCAUCGGAAGAGUCAUGGAAGGCGAAGAGGGAAGGCAUUUGCAGCAAAUGGUAAAUAAACUGAGGAAAACAAUCACUGUUGGUGAGGCAAUGUGUGUUGCCAAGAGGAGCCUCAGCUUGUUCAUGGAGAGAAUCAAGAACAAUUUGUCAGAUGAAGACAUCAGAAGAAAUCAAGUAACACCACAAAACUGUGGCUAA
This is a messenger RNA of Panicum hallii, 1464 nucleotides long. RefSeq names its product UDP-glycosyltransferase 82A1-like. Gene Ontology annotation, molecular function: UDP-glycosyltransferase activity. The coding region runs from base 1 to 1464 and encodes 487 amino acids. The record is from RefSeq and is a predicted model, not a curated record. The transcript is spliced from 2 exons. Lineage: Eukaryota; Viridiplantae; Streptophyta; Magnoliopsida; Poales; Poaceae.